CGUUGAGUAAUUGGAGCGUGACGCCAAAAACAUCUUCUAUAGCGAAAUAGCCAUUGCUUUGCUCUGUUGCUAUCUUCCCUCCCUCCACUGACAAAAACAAAGAUAUGAAGAAAAAUAGUCUCACUCACUUGGGAAGUGGGCACACAGAAACAGCUGCUGAAGAAGCUACCAAACCCUCCCAAUGCUGCAACACAAAACCAAGCAAACACCAAGGUUUUCUGCCAUUUUGAAAAGCUCCUUCUUUUUUUCUAGUUCAUAAACCCAACAUCAGCUAAUUAGUACUAACCAACCUGAGGUAUAUAGCCACCCCAGUUGGACACAGAGAUCAUUCUGGUGUUGUGGGUCAGGGGAUUUGAAAGGGAGACAACACAAUCAGCACUUUUACCAAAUAGAUAUACAAGAUGCAGACACCAAAAGCAAACAGAAUUGGAUCUUUGGAAGUUCCUCAAAGGAAAUCUCCAGCAACACCUCGAACUACUCAUCAACUCAAGACGCCUAGAUCGGAGCCUGAUUCGGUAUCCUCUCCUAAUGUGGCAACUAGGACGCCGAAAAACAGAAGCCCAAAAGUCAUUGAGCGCAGGUCACCACGAAGUCCAGUAGCUGAGCUUCAGAAGAAGCAACCAAAAAGAGUGUCAGAUUUGGAAUCACAACUUACUCAACUCCAAGAGGAUUUGAAGAGGACAAAGGACCAGUUGAACUCAUCCGAGUCACUGAAGAGGCGAUUCCAGCAGGAGGCUGAAGAAGCUAAGAAUCAGAUAAUGGCCAUGUCUGCAAAGCUUGAAGACUCCCAACAGCAACUGCAGGAACUUUCUACUUCUGAAGAUGCUCGUGUGCAAGAGCUUCGUAAACUUUCUCAGGAUCGGGAUAGAGCAUGGGAGUCUGAACUUGAGGCUGUCAAGAAGCAGCGUUCAAUGGAUUCCACUGCCUUGGCUUCUGCCAUAAAUGAAAUUCAGAAACUAAAGGGUCAGCUGGAAAGGGUGGCUGAGUCUGAAGCCACCCAAAGCAGGCAUGCAGAGUCAGCAUAUGCUGAGAUACAGAACUUGAGAAUGGAACUUUCCGAAACUCUUUCCCUCGUUGAGAAAUUGAAAACCGAGCUCAAUGAUUGCAAAGACUCUGAAGCCCGGGCCCUAGAAGUUAUACAAAACACUCAUAUGCAAUUGGAAGCCGCAAAUGCAACCAUAGAAAUGCUAAAAUCAGAUGGGAUCAAAGCCACUGAGUCUGGCAACUCGUUAUCACUGGAGUUGGAGCAAUCCAAAGCUCGAGUUAAAUCACUGGAGGGUCUUGUUAGCAAGCUUCAGGCAGAACUGAUUAAUAGGAACAAUGUAAAACCUGUUCAGGAAGAUGAAGAAAAUGAAGAAAGAAAACAGUUAAAAGCAGAGGUGAGUUCUUUGAAAUAUGAAGUGGGUCAAUUGAAAUCUGCAUUAGAAGCAGCUGAGGUCAGGUACCAGGAAGAAUACAUUCAGAGCACAUUGCAGAUUAGAAGUGCAUAUGAGGAAGUUGACAGUGCAAAAUCUGAAUCAUCCCAGAGGGAAGCUGAACUGACAGCAGAACUGAAGAAAACAAAGGCUCAUAUUGAAGAAUUGAGGGCACAGCUGAUGGAUAAGGAAACUGAAUUGCAGAGUUUAUCAGAGGCAAAUGACGGGGUGGCCUUGAAAAUUGAGAAAAAUGUAUCGACUGAAAAUGAAUCUGAACUUGCACUGGAGCUAAAGAAGUCAGAGGCUGCAGUGGUAGAGUUGAAGGCAAGUUUAUUGGAUAAGGAGACGGAAUUUCAGAAUAUAGCUGAGGAAAAUGAAAUGCUCAAGAUGAAACUUGAAAAUAAGGAAAUGGAAAGGAAUAAAGUUAAUGAUGAGGCUGUUGUUUGGACAGAAGCAGCAAGGGCUGCCGAGCACGAGGCUCUGAUGAAACUUGGAUAUUUAACGGAGGAAGCAGAUAAAAGUACCAGGAAAGCUGAACGGGUGACUGAGCAGCUGGAUGCGGCACAGAAUGCAAAUAUGGAAAUGGAGGCUGAGUUAAGGAGGUUAAAGGUGCAGUCAGAUCAGUGGAGGAAAGCCGCCGAGGCAGCUGCUGCCAUGCUUUCAACAGGAAACAAUGGGAAACUUGUGGAGAGAACAGGUUCUCUUGAUAGCUCCUACAACCCUCUGAGUUCACCUUAUUCAGAAGACCUGGACGAUGACUCACCGAAGAAGAAAAAUGGGAACAUGUUAAAGAAGAUUGGGGUGUUGUGGAAGAAGGGCCAAAAGUAGAUGGAAUUAUGUUGCAGGUUUGCUUGAUUCAGUAUGUUCUGUUAUUCUGUUGUUCUCUUAGUUUUUAUCUUGACAGGCAUUUUGAAGGAUGCUAGGCUGCUAGCACCUGAGUUUCAUAUGGCUAUGAAUAUGGAUAUGGAUAGACUCGAUCAAUGUUGUAUCUUAUUUUGAGUCUUUCCAUUUAUGUUAUAAAAGCAGUGGGGUAAUUAUGUAUGAAUCAGUGACAAAUAACAUGAAGAUUGAAAGAUACAUUUUAUUAUGCUAUUUGGGAUG
This is a messenger RNA of Prunus persica (peach), 2516 nucleotides long. Its product is annotated as interactor of constitutive active ROPs 2, chloroplastic. The transcript is spliced from 4 exons. The record is from RefSeq and is a predicted model, not a curated record. Bases 402 to 2243 code for a protein of 613 amino acids. NCBI's taxonomy places the organism in Eukaryota, Viridiplantae, Streptophyta, Magnoliopsida, Rosales, Rosaceae.